GGCUGUGGCGGGCGCGGCCUUCUCUCCCGGGCCACGGAUUCUCUCAGGCUCCUGAGACCGCAGCGGGAGGUAACGACCUGGGAAUCCUCUCCAAACCCUGCGUCUCCGCGAGUCCCGCCUCACUAUUGGGACCCCCGUUUUCCACGCGGCCCCCCGCCCUCUCGCUCCGGUCUUCCCUGGCCUCUCAGGCGCCGCCCUUGCUGCAGGGUCCCCCCACAUCUCCACGGGGGACCUUCGGCGACUCUGGCCACGCCGUCACGAGGAAACUCCUGGGUUGACCCCAGCCGCCGACGGAGCAACGAGGAAUGGACGCGGUUUCCUAGCAUCCUCCAUGGCAGAGACACCAGAACUUCAAUGAUUUUCUUGAAAUUGCCCUCUCGCAUUUGUUUGAAAUAAAGGAUCUCAUGACUGGCUUUGCUAACUGGUCAUUGGUAUCUCAACAAGCAUGGAGAUAAGAUUAGAAGUUUUGACAUCAACAAGUAUCAAACAGAAAAAACCCUGGCCCAGAGUUUCCUGGUUGGGUCAAGAGAAUGAAGCUGUUUUUCUGUUGGAUGACAAAUUCAUAAAUGAGAUUAAUUUGCUGUCAGGAAGAACAAAGAAGAAGAUUCCGAGUCUGCAGCCUUUGUUGAAGGAUGUUUUUUUUCUGGCAACAUCCAGGAAUGAUAUGUGGCUGUCUGGGGUCCUCACUACAGGAGAGCUUUUCCUGUGGAACAAAGAUCAAGAUUGUUUGAAAAUGAUACAGGUGACGGAAAAGCCUAAAGAAGUUGUUAAAGCUACAGUAGCAAACUCUUCAAGACUAUACUUAUAUGUAUCUGAACAUGGGAAAAGAGUUCUGCUUAUUACAUCUUCUGGCUGCAUACUUCUGUGGGAAUAUUUGGAAUCGAAUAUUUUAUCUUCUAAAAGCCUCCCAUUGGUCGGUCAGUGGUCCCAAAUCAUACCCGAAGAAGCAGUUUUAUUGCCUUCCACUCAAGAUAAAGAAGCUGUAGUGGAUGCUGUUUUUGUCAGAAAUGAGUUACUUGGCGACUGCUGCCUGUGUUCUUUUACUUUCUAUUCUGGAGAAUGCUUGAAGUUAGCGUUUCUGGUCAUUCAGUGGUCUGAGAAUGUAUUGACAUCUGUAAGGUCAUUGCCGUUCCGUGUUCACUGGGCACAGCAGGAAUGUGUCCUGUGCAGUCUGACUCCCAAGUGUGAGGCAGUGAAAUCAAGAGGAGCUCUGAUCUCGGCCUUCUCAAGAGAUGGUCUUGCCUUGGCAGUGACUCUUAAUCAGAAAGACCCAAAGGCAACUCAGGUAUUGUUUAUAAACACACUGAAUUUUGUUACUCUCUGUGGUGACCUUAAAGGAUGUAGUAAUAAGAAUCCUGUGGUCCCUGCUGCACUUAUCAGGUCAUACUGGGUAGGUGACAUCAGCUGGACACAUGACAGUCUUUUUCUGGCUUGUGUGUUAAAACGUGGAUCCCUGAUUUUAUUGACCUUCCUAGGUGAAUUGCUGACAUUAGUUACACUUGGUUGCUCUAUAGAAUUUGGGCCAGCUGAAUUUAUUCCUCUUCAUCCACUAAUAACAUAUAGACCACAACAGUUUACAUUUCAAGAUUCAAAUAAUCCUGUAGAUUCAUCAGCUUCUGACAGUGACCCCCUGAGACAGAGGUUUUCUGUAAAAGCACAUUCACGACUACCCUACCUUAUUAUUUCUGAUGGAUACAUGGUCACGACCCUUCGGUUUCUUGAUAACCAGUCUCCAACAGCGCUCAUGAGGUCAUUGCUAAUUGAUUCAACCCAGAGGCUUGAGAAAGCAUGCCAAAGUAUGAUGCUAUCUAAGCCAAAGGACAAAGGGCUGAACUUGCGAUCACUGGAUUCCUUAAGGUCUAGCCUGUUGAAGCAUCAAGGAAAGGAGGGCUUAGUUCAUGGCACCGUCCCUAGGUUUCUGCAAGCAGAAGAAACAAUGGAGUUAAGUGAGACUACUGAUGUUCAGGAUUCUGAAGGAGAAGAAGCUAAUGAAGUUGAACAAUUUCCAAACAACUCAUUUCCUUUUUGUAACCAAAGAAAAGAUCUAUGGUUUAGCAUUAUCAAGGAAGGAAGAUUGGAAUUUGCAUCUAUGUUUGAUACAGUUCAUGCAAAGAAUGAUUCCAAGGAGACAGACAGAGCCAUCGCAGAACUGCAUUGCAUACAGAAAAAACUACUUGCAGCGUGGACUAUAGGCAUUUCAAAAAAUGUAGCAGAGAAAAACUUAAUGUUAAAUUACACAGUACUUUGCCUCACUCAUUUCUUCUAUAUUCUUCAGUUUAUAAAGUGCCCUUUGCCUAAGUUUGACCUGUUUGUAAAUAAGAGUGUGAAGCAUAAUGCAUGGGUACUUUGUAUCUUUCAACUUUUCCAUCAGUGUUUAUCAGUCCACUAUUGGGAUAUGAGAUACAGACAAGAUAUUGGCCAUUUGAUAAAGCUGACCUCAAGUACUGUAAAGCUUUUACUGACUCAUCAACAAAAAAACGGGUUCUUCUCAGAGAAGCUUUUAGCCUGCCUUUCUUUACUCCGAAUGGUAGCUGACCAUGUAAAUGGCGUCUGCAGUCUUCAGCCCGAGGCCCUUUCAGCAUCAGCUGGUGAAAGAAGAGCUGAGCUGGACUCAUUAAUAGUCCCUAUUUGUCAAGCUUCUAAGGAAAGUUGGUCCUGGGACUCAUCUUUAAAUAUUUAUCCUCAGGUCACAAAUCUUGCUCAAAAGCCAGGCCACAGAUUGGUUGCUCUUUGGAGGCUAUUGUACAAAAAAACUUUAUGGUAUCAAGCACAAUUAAGCCAAAGAAUUCCUGAAGGUGACAGACAGUUACCUGAAAAUGUAACACAUGAAGUAUCUUUUGUCAAGACUCUGUUAUGUCAUCUUCAGACUAACCUGCAGAUGGCCGGGGAUAGCUUGCCUCAAGCCUUGGAACUUACACCUAUCAAUGGUGAAGAGUGCUUUCUGUUAGGAUCAUAUGAAAAAUCAGUUCAUCUGUGGAAGAAGGCUCUACAAGAAACCCAAGAGAAAGGAGGAAGAAGAGCGAGCCUUCUUGAGUCACGGUACUAUCUCUCUCUCCUGUACUGCCACCUCUACUGCUAUAAUUUGAACGAUGCUCAAGGAUUAUGUGAUCACCUAGUAAGAGACAUACUUAGCUGGUCCCAGUUACCUGUGAAAGGAAGUAAAGAUUGCUCAGAUUCUGAGAAGUCUCCUUGUGAGUUUGGAGUGACCAGGAAUGUACAUCCGGAGGCUGCAGUCACAGUUGUCCAGUGCAUGGCCCGUUUCAUGGCUGCGUAUUUCACCAAUGAACCACUCUGCAUCCUGCCGCCUCACAGCGUGAAUGUUCUCCCUCCACUUCAUAUUAAAACAGAGCAUUCCCUACGACUUAUUCCUCUACAACACUCGAAGGUGGCCAGUUUUGUUAGAGAUCAGAAUCUCUCAAAUAUAUGGACAGUUGAAUAUGCCCUUGAAUUAUUAUUUAUUGGUGGCCUGAUUCCAGAGGCUGUGUGGUUGGCACAUAAACUUGGAGACUGGAAGACAUCUGUGUCCAUUGGUGUGGCCUUCCAAGUUUUCUGUAAACGUGGUCGCAAUUCUGUGAGGUCCAAGAAAAAGCGUAUGGACCUACCAUUAAAUAUGAUACCAGCACAGAUUUUCCAGGAAAAACUGCAGUGUUUUUUAGGUCAGCCAGUCUCUCUGGAAGCAAAAAAUGAAAAGGGCUCAAAAUAUAAGCAAUUUACAGAUCCCAUUGAAGAAGAAGAUGCUAAUCUGCUGUUUGGGUCUGUGCAAGAAGUACUGAAAGCGUCAGUCAUGGCCGAUGCGGAUAUUGUUUCAGGGACUCUGCAGCUAUUGAUGGACUCUGCGAAGGACUUCAGUAAGAAGCUGUGGGGCCUAGUGCCCGUGGACUUGUAUCUCCCAGCACCUCCGUUGUAUUGCCCCCAGCCAGCUGUUCUCAAUGAAGAACAUGGUGACAAUCUUCUUUUAAAAGCUGAAAAAGAUAAUCGCCAAAAGCUGUCUGGAAUCCUGCAGCGAGUUCUCUUGCUUUUCCGUGCGGCUCGAUGCUCUUUUUCUGUAGCGCAGUGGUACAUCUUGCAGCUGAGGUGGGCAAGAAAAGUCAUGCAGAAGAUUCGAGUGAAAGGGUCCCUUCCUUUGCUUGGUUCUUUCCCCGAAUCCUUACUUAACUACUGUAAAGGAGGAAUAGCAUUCUUUAGACCUGGAGCUGCCGGAGACCACAAGCUUGAUGAAGUUUCCACUAAAGCACUAGGUUGCUUCAGAGAACUUUGUGCUUUGUGCUGGAUGUUGCAUGUCCGGGAUAAAUUAUCGUAUAGUUGCAGGCAGUAUCAGAAGGCAAGAGAAAAUAUCAAGGUGGAAAAGGACCUCAAAGUGGAAUUUGAUUCUUGUGUGGUUGAGCACUGUUUUUGUGCACUGGAGUGGGCCUAUAGAAUGCUACCAUUCUCUCGUUUUUUUAAUAUGGAAGAACUUAUUCAGGAUAUAAUUUUGAGCCUUAUUGGAGAACUGCCACCAAUCAAGAAGGUAGCAGAAAUUUUUGUGAAAGCCUUUCCCAAUCCUGAGGCCAUAAGAGUUCCUUUAAGAGAAAAGUACCACUCUCUCCAGCAGAGACUCAGACAUGGUGUUGUGAAAGGCCCUCAGACUGAGGAACUGAUGUCUGUGGUCAUGCGCUCUGUCCAUAAAGUGAGGGUGAAAGCCCUGAAACGUGUGCAGAGGAACAUAGGUGCUUCUGAGACGAACAUCUGGGAACCAGAUGAAGAGGAAAAGCCAGAUGCUGCUCCGGCUUCUGACAGGUUCUCUCCGGGGACUAGUUUGAGCAGAAGUACACUCACAGAACAGGGCAGUUCCCUGGUACACAGUGAUGCAGACACAUUCUCUGAAACCUUGUCUUGGGAAGAAAGAACGUGGAUGCACUUCUACCAAAGGCAUGCCCCAAGUCAUGGGGAGUUAACAUCGGUUGGUAAGCCCAAUGAUGAAAAGAAAGCUUGUCGUCAGAAAAAAGGCUCGCAAAGGAAAGACAAUCAUGAACCAUUAGGAAAAAUAGCCCUUCCUACAGUUGGUGUUUGGGAAUUUGAGCGUGAUGAUGAUGAAUAUAUUAACUUCCUUGAACUCUUCUUGAGUUAUGUUCUUGAAAGAGACCUUUGUUCCAGUGAUCCUGGCAUUCCAUUCUUGACAAGUUUUUCUGGGCACCUUAGAGAACAUGAACUUAAUUCUUUACUUUUUGAUGUGCAUACAACAUUAAAACAACGCCAGAGCAAAACCAGAAGCAAGAAUGUGUAUAGAGCUGGUUCUUGCUUUGCUGUCAUUCCUGAGUCACAUGCAUGUGAAAAACUGUUCUCUCUAAACAGUACGUGUGCCCAAAAUUUAGAAAGCCAGGCACUUUCUUCUCCAGAACUAGUUAACCAGUCAGCAAGCACUUCAGAGAACCCUCUUUCUGAAGUCGUGAAAAAGGAAAGAAAGGUGGGAUUGUUUGGCUUAAAACAAAAGCCAAUUUAUAGAAUUCAGGACGACAAGCGAGAGAAUCCUCUAAUGCAGAGACCAUCAACCCAUUCCUUUUGGGUUCCCAAGUCCGUUCAAAAUGGAGGGUUCUGUUUCCAAGCAUUUCAGUGUAGUGCUGCCAGCCUUCAAGAAGGCCUUCCUCUGCCGCUUGAGAACAUCUUCGGCCAGGUUGGGAGACUUGUGGAGUGGAUGGUACGGUGGUCUGACCGAAGACUCCUCUGUGACUCUGGAGUUGCUCAGUCGUCCUGUAAAUACAGCCCCGUAAUUCGUGUAAAGACCUCGACAGCUGCCAUUCUUACCUCUCUAUGGCUCCUGGAGCAACCCUAUGGUGCUGCAUAUAAUACAAAAAACGGCAUCAUUAAGGUGCUGGAGAGUCAUUACCCUGAGUCUCAAGUAGCCGCCGAGGAGGAGGGCAACGCUAAUGUUGACUCCCCAGUUGCUGUAGCAGCUCAGGCUGGAGCUGAGGAGAGAAGUGAGCAGAAUGAAUGUUGUCAGCGUGUCCGGAACAGAAUGCCAGCUGAAGCAGAAAAUCCUGAAGUGAAAGGAAUUGAGGAUGAGAUUAUUCCCAUCACUCAUGAGACCGAGAAAGAAUUCGUAGGUGUUGAUGGGAAUCAUGCAGAAGUAGAAACAUUUACACAUGAUGAAGUGGAUAUUCUCAUCUCAGACUGUGAUGAAGGACCUGUUGGGAGUCUCAGAGGUUCCAGUGCUGCCAUGUGCGUGCCAGCAUCACAGCUCUUACUAGAGCAUAACACAGAAGAGGCUCAGUGUCCCAGGAAAGAACCACUGGAGACGAAUGUGGAUACAAAACUGACAGAACAGAAAGGUGUGAUUGAAACCUUGUCAAAUUCUGAACAUACCAUCCCUUAUUCACUUUGUGUAGAUGCAAAUUCAGAAACUUCUAGUGCACAGAUUUCUGAACUUAAAGAGAGAUCUUCCUCAGUUCCACCGCUCAUGUCGAGUGGAGCCCAUGGUGCUUCACAAACACCUGUCCCCACACCUCAGGAGACUCAGAGACACGAGCACAGGGUUCACUUACCAGAUUCUUCUGAUUCUGUUAGGCAGAUGCUCCAGGAAGAGAUGUUUAAAUUAGUUCAGCUGCAGCAGAUCAAUUUCCUGAGCCUGAUGCAAAUAGUAGGACCGUCUGUUGCUAAUCUCCCAGACAUGCAUCGGCUUCUCCAGCAGGUUCAUCCUGUGCAUGCUGGGGAAAGCCCAGCAUCAAAGCCCACAAGGAGUGGUUGUGCUUCUGAGGUCAAUAGCAGACAGAGAUUUUUUGCUCACCCAGAGUCUAUGGGAGAAUGUAGCCGGGAGCCUGGCAAGAACAGCCCACCAGACCAUGGAGGAGUCAGCCAACCUGAUCAGGACAGUAAUGGAAAUGCAGAGAACAUUGCACAUGGGAGUAUUCCUUUGUGUCAAUUAGAUGGCCAGCCUAAGAUGAGAGGACAAACUGGAGCAUCUCGAAGCCUGGAACCCACUUCAUUUUCUCGCACUCCUGCUGGAGACACCGGCCUCCAGCUCCUGUUCACCCCUGCUGCUGUCCAGAGGGCACCGCAGCUGAUCCCGCCGGCCAGAGCAGUUCCUUCUGGGAGUGGUUUUCCCCUGCUUCAUUUUCAGCCCAAGCGCGAAUUCAAGCCCCUCUCCUUACCUUUAGGAAGAAUUCCAGAGGUUCCUUUGAGACCUCAGGCCCAACCAAAAGAGGCUUGGGGAUUAUCUGAUUCUUGCCAGCCUCCUCUGUCUCAGAGAAUAGUGCAACCUACCUCACCAUGCCACUCAAAUCCAAGCCACUACAGUGUGGAAGCCAUGAACAAGGCGGAUGCUGUCCUCAGAGACACCCCUCAGCAUGCGAACUUGGAUCAGUAUGUUGGACAGCACUUGACACCUCAGCAGGCUUCUUCAGUAUUUAUAAAACCAGAAAGUAUGUUUGAUGUUAAAGCAGGGCUCCCUGAGACAGCUCCUCAGAAUUCUUUUGGACUUCCUUUAUUACACCUGCAGUUCAAGCCGCCUUGUAUAUUCUCAUCACCAUCGAGAUUACCCUCAGUACCUACCAAAUCUGACCCAGAAAGAAAACAAAAUCCACAGCUAUCAUUGCUUCAUUCAUGUUUGCCCCCGGAGAACACGUACAAGAAGCCGCAACUUAUCCCACUUGAAAACCUCGUGGCAUUUAAAAGGAGCCAGCAAAAACUAGCACAUAAUGUGUUUGAACAAGGUGAUUCUGGGCAUCUUCAGCUUCUAAAGGUCAACAUGGAACCAUCUAAAAUAACACAAGGAAAGAAGAGGCGGAGCAGACGAGCUGAAAGAGAGCUACGGGAAGGAAGAGCUCAGAAGCCGAGAGGAAAACCAAGUGUUACUUCCCGACCCGAGGAGCCCCUCAUUAGUAACGGCGUGGAAGUCAUCACGGAGCCCAAGGAACAACUAGGACAUGGUGAUUCUCAGCCUUUGGAAAAAUUUGACAUUCCUUUCGAAAUGUUAGAAGAUGAUGUUCAUACUUCAGCUGGACUGCAUUUCAUGGCCUCUGUACGAAGGAAGGUUGUGGGAAGUCAGGAUGCAAGUACAAACACAGACCCAGAUAAGGAAGGUACUUCCCAAGAAGUUGGUUCUGAAAGUUGUAAAAAUCAACAAGUCGUUUCUGCUACCUCAGGCCAUAAACCUUUGAGUGUUCCUCAACUCUUGAGUCCAGAUGUCUGUCUAAAUGUCAGACUUCCCACAGGAAUACCAGAGAAGCCUUUGUCUCCUUCCCCACCUCAUUUGGCUAGACACACGUACAUAGAUGUGAUUGACAUUGAAGCUGAGGACCUAUUGGGAUUACCUGCCAGUGAAGAGCCUUCAGAUGACAAUGUUAUCCAGUCACAGAGCCAUCCUCCAGAGGGCCCAUUGUCUGCAGAGCUGCAUUGUAUGGCAGCUUCAGUUGUCAAUGCUGUUCCCCCUCAUGCUUUCGAGAGUCAAGGUUUAAUUUCUGAACCUGCAAAAGGGACUGAAUCUUCUCUGGAUGGGAAAAACUUGAAAGCAGAUGUUGUGGACGUGAAGGAGCCGGGGAUUCUCUUAGUGAUUCCGUCAGAUAGGCAGCAGGACAGAGAUCUGCUAGAACCAAACUUCCAGUUCAAGGAACAGAGCUCAAAAUUGGACUCUGGAGAACAAUCUCUGCUUUGGACCCUGCUACAGGAUGUCCCUACUGCUUGUCCCACUCCAAGCCCUGCUGCUUGUUCCACACCGAGCCCUGCUGCUCGUCCCACACCGAGCCCUGCUGCUCGUCCCACUCCAAGCCCUGCUGCUCGUCCCACUCCAAGCCCUGCUGCUCGUCCCACACCGAGCCCUGCUGCUCAUCCCACUCCAAGCCCUGCUGUUUGUCCCACACCGAGCCCUGCUGCUCGUCCCACUCCAAGCCCUGCUGCUCGUCCCACUCCAAGCCCUGCUGUUUGUCCCACACCGAGCCCUGCUGCUCGUCCCACACCGAGCCCUGCUGCUCGUCCCACACCGAGCCCUGCUGCUCGUCCCACUCCAAGCCCUGCUGCUCGUCGCAUUCCAAACCAAGCUGCUCAGAAGUUAGAUCAUCUUACUGCCAAGCUUCAGAAGAUCGACAAGCAACUGUUAACAGUGCAGACCAUUGUGGAAAAUAUAGAGCAGAAUUUCCCUGCACCAGAAGUACUGAAUCUACACUGGGAAAAGGUUGGACGCGUAGAUCACAUGGAAUUGUCUUCUGGCCCUGGAAUUGAAAAACCAUUAGCUUCAAAAGCUGUUAGCAUUUCUGAAGAAGUGUGUCUCCAGACGCAUGAGGAUGUGGGUGAUCAAAACGAUACCGAGGAAACUUCAGAGACAGAAAAUCAUUCCAGCCAGAAAACCCACGCGUGCCCUUCUGCAGGGUCGGCUCUCGGCUCUUCCGUGGACUUGGACUGGAGCGUCACUUCUCCUGGUGUGAAUAACGGCAAUGAAUUAUUUGAAAGUGUUUCAGAAGAUCAACUCCAGGUGACUGGAUUGACUGAUAUUGCUGACAUCAUCGAUGACCUUAUAACCAAGAGUGGAGUUUCCAGUGAAGAGCUUGGCUUAACAGAAAAACAAGCUAGAAGUAUAUCCAGGAUUCAGCAUCCUUCUGGCAGAUGCCCCCAAAGAACUGAGAAGGAGAGAAGAGAGAUUAAAAUCUGGAUGAAAAGAAAGCGAAAAGAGAGAAUGGCAGAAUACUUAAGUCAGCUGGCAGAAAAGAGGGGACAGGAGCGCAACCCUUUCUGCCCCAGAAACAGCCCAUUUUAUAUGACUUCAAGGCAGAUCAGGCAAAGACAAAAGAUGAAACAUGAAAAAGAUAGAUUGCUACUGUCUGACCACUAUAGUCAGCGGCUCUCACAGGCAUACUGCUUGAUGAAUGAGCUGCUGUCUGACUCAGUGCAGCUAACAGCACCUGAAGGGAAACCCUUACCUGGCAGAUCCCCCACUGCUCAGCACUGCAGACAGCAACAUUGCUCUUCUCCAAGGAGAGAGAAUCCACAUGGGCAGACUUUCCUAAUAAACCGGCCUGGUGAAGGCAGACACAUGUCCAGUCAUCCCCAAAAGGGGAAAGCCUUGGGGCAGCUCCAAGGCUCAUCUCGGCGGCGGCGAGGUUCUAAUACUCCAUGUUGGAGCCUGCAGCAUACGAAAAGCCAUGGGGCUGUUGGGGUGCCUCCUCCAGUGGAGCAGGGAUACAUGGAGUAUGAGAGAGAAGAGACGGUAGUGAGUCCCUGGACUCUGCCUUCAGAAAUCCACAGGAUUCUUCACGACAGGCCCCUGCUACAGGACGUGUCGCCCACUGAAGAGGAAGAACCUGAUUUGUCUUUCUUGGUGGGUGGCGUGGACAGCGUUUCUGAGAGCACUGGCAGCAUCCUCAGCAAGCUUGACUGGAGAGCCAUUGAAGACAUGGUGGCCAGCGUGGAGGAUAAGAACGCAAAUGUCCACUGGGCCUCAGAUCAGUAGGGCCUUGCUAGCAUUCUCUGUCAGCAUCUCACUGAUGUGGUUCUGAGAAUUUGUGGGUCUAAGGCUAGAGAUGGGACUUACAGCCUGGAGCCACGGGGUUCCCUGGGUUAGUCAUUGCAAGAGGGAGAGUAAACAUGUCUGUAAUAUUGCUUUAUGGGAAAGGUGGUUUAACUAGAGAAAAGUAUUAUGUUUAUCAUUGAUUCAUCUUAAACAAUACGUACAUGUCAAGCCAGGUUUUCACAAUAUUUAAAUUAUUUUGAAUAAAAAAAAUCUUGUAUCUGCUUCCUCCUUUACUACCCUGUGUUUGCAGAAACUGCUCAUGUGGAGGAUGUGACCAAGCGCCGUCGCUGGGGAAAGUCAGUCUCUGCAUACAGCUGUUGGGCAGGCUCGGGCUGAGGACCUUGUGCUCUGUGGCUGAGUAGGUUGGGGGAGGCAAGGAUGAGUGCUUCAGAGGCAGAGGAGAAUGGAAAUCCUGGCUGAACAACACUGAUCUUGUGU
Chionomys nivalis (European snow vole) is the source of this 10912-nucleotide messenger RNA. RefSeq names its product ciliogenesis and planar polarity effector complex subunit 1 (gene Cplane1). The record is from RefSeq and is a predicted model, not a curated record. Gene Ontology annotation, cellular component: ciliary transition zone. Lineage: Eukaryota; Metazoa; Chordata; Mammalia; Rodentia; Cricetidae. Gene Ontology annotation, biological process: cilium assembly. The coding region runs from base 446 to 10414 and encodes 3322 amino acids. The transcript is spliced from 53 exons.